CAGGCCACGGCUCAGAGGGGGGGGGGGUGUUCCACACCAAAGACGUGCAUCCCCUACCCUAACCCUUUGCGCUUCUCAAGAGUUGCAGUUCCCCUCCAUUUUACACUAAAAUUCAAAAGCGGCACAGCGGAAUCUUCUGGAAAGGGGCUAAGAUGGAACUCAGGAGGCGGGGGUCGGUGUGGAAAGAGCAGAUGGAUUAUUUUUUCCUCUCCCGGCGAAUGAGGAGCGCCCCCGGCCACCCCUCCUCAUGGACACCCCCAAGCGCGCAUGCGCACUUGGGUGGCGGGCGGAUACUUAAGGCGCGGCCACGGCGGCUGCGGCAGUGCGCCCAACAGCGGACUCCGAGACCGGCGGACCUCGGCGAACCGCGCUCGCUCUCAACCACUCACCCACCACUCUUGGAACCAUGGCGGCAGUGGCGGCAGCUUCAGCUGAGCUGCUCAUCAUCGGCUGGUACAUUUUCCGCGUGCUACUGCAGGUGUUCCUGGAAUGCUGCAUUUACUGGGUAGGAUUCGCUUUUCGGAAUCCUCCAGGGACACAGCCCAUUGCGAGAAGUGAGGUGUUCAGGUACUCCCUGCAGAAGCUGGCGUACACGGUGUCGAGGACCGGGCGGCAGGUGUUGGGAGAGCGCCGGCAGCGAGCCCCCAACUGAGGCCCCAACCCCCAGCCCUGGGCGGCCGCGUCACCAGGUGCUCCUGUGCUUCUCGGCCAGCAUGGGAGCCAGUGCCGCGCAGGAAUGGGGGGUCCCCUGUGCUCUCUCGCCAGAGGAGCAUUUGCCAAGGUCAGUGAGGGGCCGGUAGGCCCCCGGAGAAGCAGCACCGACAAUGACGACAAUACCAGAUCCCUUCCAAACCCCUUUGCGCCCCUCUGACCACUGGGUGGGGUAGAGGGAGGAGGGGGGUGGGGGGAGCAGACCCCCGAGAUCUGGGCACAGGCAAUGCAUUCUGAUCUGGACCAAGUCGGGACAGCGCCAACCCAGCCCCGCAGCCAUGGCCAUGCCAGCAGGCCCCACCACAGAGAUCCAGACAACCAUACCAGCCAGCAGAAUGGACAUUCCAUCAUCACCAGCGGAAGCCCUGAAUCUCGAUGCAGCAGACAAGGCGCCAACUGCGUGCCUGUGUGGCGGGACUGGAGGGCAAGAGUGAGGGAAGAGGGUUAAGAAAUAGAGUGGGGCCCUCUCACUGUCCCUUGCCUACAACACGUGCAUUCCAGCCUUGCUGCCUUUGCUCCCUCGAUUCCCCUUCCCCCCCCCCUCACUGCCUUCUAAGCCCACCCCAAAGAAAUGUCACUCAAUUUGGACUUAUUCAACCAGUAAAUGAAUCCCAUCUUUACUAAAACACCUUCUCCGAGCCCCUAGCCCCUCACUGAUCUUGCUUUCCCUGGUCUCACGCAGUUGUGGUCAAUAUUGUGGUAAUCGCUAAUUGUACUGAUUGUAUAAGUGUGCAUUAGUUGUGUCUCCCCAGCUAGAUUGUAAGCUCCUGGAGGACAGGGACCACCUCUACAAAAAAUAAAAAACCAGUACCUCCCCCAUCUCGCACAGUGUCCUAGGACCCUGCGGGGUGGUGAAGGUGCACCAAA
Molecule: messenger RNA, 1578 nt
Organism: Felis catus (domestic cat)
Lineage: Eukaryota; Metazoa; Chordata; Mammalia; Carnivora; Felidae
Gene: NNAT
Product: neuronatin
Exons: 3
Coding region: 407-652 (81 amino acids)
Biological process (GO): brain development; positive regulation of insulin secretion
Cellular component (GO): cytoplasm
Source: RefSeq, a predicted model, not a curated record